Molecule: messenger RNA, 2156 nt
Organism: Mercenaria mercenaria
Lineage: Eukaryota; Metazoa; Mollusca; Bivalvia; Venerida; Veneridae
Exons: 2
Coding region: 293-1825 (510 amino acids)
Biological process (GO): positive regulation of DNA-templated transcription
Cellular component (GO): nucleoplasm; chromatin
Molecular function (GO): zinc ion binding; ubiquitin-protein transferase activity
Source: RefSeq, a predicted model, not a curated record
CUUAAAACACAACAGUGUAAACGGAUUGUAACGCUUGACAGAUAGCCAUGUUUACCGCUGUGAUACGCCAGUGAAUAUGUAUGUGUCACCAGGAAGUGCAACUGGAGGUUAACAAAAUGGCGUCUGGGGUAGGUCUCGGUGAAUCGUACAGUAACGUUUCCGACGAAUACCAUGAUUUCUCGUGUUAUUCCUGCGCUAGAGAACACAGGAAUGUUGCAGCUGUUAAAUUCUGUGUGGACUGUAACCACUUGUUGUGUGCACCUGUCUUGGACAUCACAAUAAGUUUGAUAUUAUGAAAGGCCACCAGCUUUUGGAUAAAACAGCUAGUAGCGGACUAAGAGGAAAAGAUAAACCGGAUAUCCCGACAUUGAGAUGUGCAAAACAUGACGGAAAGAUUAUAGAUAUGUUCUGUAAAACUCACGACGAGCCAUGCUGUGUGAUUUGUGCGUCAAUUAACCACAGCGCUUGUACCGAAAAGUAUUAUUUACCCGAUGUAGCGAAAGCUAAUUUUCCAGCUGAAGAAUUCCAGGCAAUGAAAACAUCUGCAGACGAGGUCAAAAUUAGGCUUGAAAAGGCAAGAAAGAAACGUGUCGACAAUUUAGAAAGUAUAUCAGACCAGACGACAACAAUUCUAGCCACAAUUCGCGAAAAACGCGAAGCUAUUAAUAAACGAAUUGAUGCUGUGGAAAAUGAUAUAAAAGCAAGGCUGGACAUGAAGUCAACUGAGUAUUCAAACGAACUGACAGAGGAUAUCGACAAGUUGAAUGAAUAUAUAAGUACGAUAGAAAAAAGUCAAGACAGUUGUAUGUCUACUUCAAAGAACAAAUCAGAUAAUUUCAUUUACAUGAAACAACUUAAACAACAAGUAAAAAACGAAUCCAAGAUCAUUGGAAGCCUAGGUAAAGUGAGCAAAACUUUAGACCUGAUUGAAACAUGCAACAUUUCACAUAUGUUAGAAGCAAUUGCCAAAUUCAAGUUUGGGUAUAUCUCUGGAAAUGGAGAAAUUGAAUCAGUUGUUGAUGAUACCGAGUACAGCAUACACAGCGCAGACGAUACAACCUUAAGUUGUAUAUCAGAUAGUUGUUUAAUGGAAAACGGAAGCAUAAUUUUAGCUGAUCAAAAUAACAGAAAUCUAAAACGGCUAAAUCGUUUGUUCCAGUUAAAAGAAUCUUUAACUUUACCUGGAAAACCAUGCGCUGUUUGCCCAACGGGACAUUUUGAAGUAGGCGUUUCUUUACACGUCAAAAAAACAAUACAGUUUGUGUCGAUUACCAAUCCGAUGACUACUACAACUUCGUUCAAAGUUGGCGAAUCUUGUCGCGGAUUAGCUUACUACAAUGAUAUGCUAUAUCUUUCGUGUGGGGGUAUGGUCAAAUAUCACGAUGGUCCCGGCCAAAUUAGAAUUUGUGACAGAUCUGGAAAGAUCAUUCGCAGGAUCGAAAGAGAAGUGUUGAUCCCUAAGCGGAUGUCAAUCAAUUUUGAUAAAAGUCCGGUCGAUAUCUUUGUCGCAGAUGAGAAGAAUGGAGUGCUUAUGUUGGAUACCAGUGAACCUUGUGUCGAUGCGAGGAAUAUAUUCAAACACAAAGGGAUGGUAUCACCAAUCGGGCUGUGUUAUAUUGGGGGAGGGCAGGUUAUUGUAUGUGGAUAUGACUCCAACAAUGUUAUACUCAUAUCUGAUUCUGGAACUUUGAUAAAGGAACUGCUGACUAAAGGUCGUGGAAUCGCGAUGCCUAAAACUGUGUGCCUUGACCAGACAGGGUCAAAGUUGCUAGUCGGUAUGUCGGAUACAGAUCAAAUAAAAAUAGUGCAUUUAAUUAGAAAAUGAUUGUUCAGUUUGUAACAAUUUGUGGUAAAGUGUGGUCAAUUUUGCUUAUUUAUAAGCAAGCAUUCGUAUAACUUAGUAAGUGUUAUAAGUGAUGAAACUAUGAUGACGUAUCACUUAGGUCAUGUUAAUUGGCUAUUAAAUAUAUCAAUGUAUGUAUUUCAUGAUCAUGUUAAUUUGUGUAGCUUCGCUGUUGAAAAGAAGUAACACAAAUAACAUAUCCUGUCUGCUUGUAAUUACUGUACCACUUUAAAGCUUGUAAACAUUUCCCCAAUAUCCCUCUGGCUGUUGUAGUUUUACCAAAAAAGAAUAGACCAAUAAAUGUUUACAUGUG